Molecule: messenger RNA, 745 nt
Organism: Drosophila subobscura
Lineage: Eukaryota; Metazoa; Arthropoda; Insecta; Diptera; Drosophilidae
Product: protein nemuri
Exons: 2
Coding region: 40-738 (232 amino acids)
Source: RefSeq, a predicted model, not a curated record
AGAGAAGCCACACAACAAAAACCCAACAACAUCGACAUCAUGUCUCUCAAGUGGAUCACACUGUGUGCCCUUGUGGCACUACUCAGCAUCGGCACCGGCAGCUGGGCCAAGCCGGGUGCCAGACAGAGGCACAGGACCAUUCAGGCACGGCCCAGCAAGGAGCAGGUACCCCAGAAUCUGCUGUACUAUGCCGAUGCCAUCGAUGAUGAUGAUCAGGAUCAGGAUGAUAUCCGCGAGCAUGAGGAGGAUAUUGACAAUGAAGCAGCCAAGGGCGACGAAGAGGAGGAGGUGAACGAUGCCAACCAGGAGCUGCUUGACCUCAAGGCAGAGCAGCAGCAGCCGGAGGAGGAGGAGGAAGAGACUGCAGAUGAUCUGCAAAAGGCCGAUGAAGAUGCCAUCGAUGAGCAGGAGGCCAACGAAGUGGUAGAGCAGGUCCUGGAGCUGGUUCGCCCCGAGGCACGCGCCCGUCGACGUGGAAGCCGUCGCGGCGGACGCCGAGGCCGCGGACGUCAGAAUCGCAGACGUGGCGGCAAUCGCCGUUGCGGUGGACGCGGAGGUCGUGGUGGACGUGGACGACGGGGACAGCGCAAACCGAACGUGUCCAGGCGCAACGGCAACAAACGACGAACGGGCAGCAACAAGCGCCAGUCACAAAGGAAACAGUCCAACAACAACAAGAACAACGAAAACAAGCAGCAGACUAGUGGAUCAACCAGCAGGCACAUAAUCGCGGCUUAAAUUCGUG